Acanthamoeba castellanii str. Neff is the source of this 1443-nucleotide messenger RNA. RefSeq names its product phosphogluconate dehydrogenase (decarboxylating), Cterminal domain containing protein. Bases 1 to 1443 code for a protein of 480 amino acids. The record is from RefSeq and is a predicted model, not a curated record. Gene Ontology annotation, biological process: pentose-phosphate shunt; pentose-phosphate shunt, oxidative branch. The transcript is spliced from 2 exons. Gene Ontology annotation, cellular component: cytosol. NCBI's taxonomy places the organism in Eukaryota, Discosea, Longamoebia, Acanthamoebidae. Gene Ontology annotation, molecular function: phosphogluconate dehydrogenase (decarboxylating) activity; NADP binding.
AUGGCAGCCACGGCGGACAUCGGUUUGGUGGGUUUGGCGGUCAUGGGCGAGAACCUCGUGCUCAACAUGCUCAACCACGGCUUCACUGUGGCCGUGGACAACUUUGUGAGCGGGCGUGCGGCGGGCAAGAGCGUGGUCGGGUGCCACAGCCUGGAGGACCUGGUGAAGAGCAUCAAGCGGCCGCGCAAGGUGAUGCUGAUGGUGAUGGCGGGCGAGGUGGUGGACAUCUUCAUCAACGCGCUGGCGCCGCUGCUCGAGGAGGGCGACAUCAUCAUCGACGGCGGCAACUCGCACUUCCCGGACUCGAACCGGCGCACGCGGGACCUGGCGGCGCGUGGGCUGCACUUUGUGGGCGCGGGCGUGUCGGGCGGCGAGGAGGGGGCGCUGCUGGGGCCGUCGAUCAUGCCGGGCGGGGCGUGCGAGGCGUGGGAGGCGGUGAAGCCCAUCUUCCAGGCCAUCGCGGCGCGCGUGGAGGACGGUUCGCCGUGCUGCGACUGGGUGGGCCAGGGCGGCGCGGGCCACUUUGUGAAGAUGGUGCACAACGGCAUCGAGUACGGCGACAUGCAGCUCAUCUGCGAGGUCUACUUUGUCAUGAAGCACCUGCUGGGCAUGGGCAACGACGAGAUGCACGCCGCCUUCGCCGAGUGGAACCGCGGGGAGCUCAACAGCUACCUGAUCGAGAUCACGGCCGAGAUCCUGGCCAAGCGGGACGACGAGCAGCCCGACGCGCACGUGGUCGACCUCAUCCUCGACACGGCGGGCCAGAAGGGCACCGGCAAGUGGACCGUCGAGGCCGGCCUCGACUUUGGCGCGCCCGUCACGCUCAUCGGCGAGGCCGUCUUCGCGCGCACCCUCUCCUCGCUCAAGGCCGACCGCACCGCCGCCGCCGCGGUCCUGGCCGGCCCCGCCGGGCUGCCGCCCUUUGCCGGCGACCGCGCGACCGUGCUGGGCCACCUCAAGGACGCCCUCUACGCGUCGAAGCUGGUCUCCUACGCGCAGGGCUUCAUGCUCAUGCGCGCCGCCGACGCCAAGUUCGACUGGAAGCUUAACUACGGCGGCAUCGCCCUCAUGUGGCGCGGCGGCUGCAUCAUCCGCUCCACCUUCCUGGGCAAGAUCAAGGAGGCCUUCGACCGCGACCCCGCCCUCACCAACCUCCUGCUCGACCCCUUCUUCCGCGACCAGAUCGACAAGGCCCAGGCCGGCUGGCGCAAGAUCACCGCCCUCGCCGUCGAGCACGGCGUGCCCGCCCCGGCCAUCGCCUCGGCCAUCUCCUUCUACGACGCCUACCGCACCGCGCGCCUCCCCGCCAACCUCCUCCAGGCCCAGCGCGACUACUUUGGCGCCCACACCUACGAGCGCGUCGACCGCGACCGCGGCCUCUUCUUCCACACCAACUGGACCGGCCGCGGCGGCGCCACCCACUCCACCACCUACAACGUGUAA